Messenger RNA from Melanotaenia boesemani (Boeseman's rainbowfish), 4483 nucleotides. It is a transcript of the gene arhgap44a, whose product is annotated as Rho GTPase activating protein 44a. The transcript is spliced from 22 exons. Bases 256 to 3222 code for a protein of 988 amino acids. Lineage: Eukaryota; Metazoa; Chordata; Actinopteri; Atheriniformes; Melanotaeniidae. Gene Ontology annotation, cellular component: dendritic spine; intracellular anatomical structure; postsynaptic density. Gene Ontology annotation, biological process: negative regulation of Rac protein signal transduction; regulation of dendritic spine morphogenesis; signal transduction. The record is from RefSeq and is a predicted model, not a curated record. Gene Ontology annotation, molecular function: GTPase activator activity; protein binding.
UCCGCCUGUGUGUGUGCCCGCGGUGAAUUGGUCCAGCAUCCCUGCGCAGGCGGUGGGGCAAAUAUAGAUGUGAAAAAAUAUCUCUUGAAAAAAUGUAAUCGUGGAAUAAGUUUUCGGGGUUGGCUGCUUGCAAUGAAGGACAGAAAAUAUGGCAGACUGGAUUUUGUGCUGCGCCUCUGUGGAGGACGGACCGUUGCAUUGAGAGAAAUAAUGCGGAAUAUUUCCCCACAUAGGUGUUAAAGCAUAAAAUACAAGAUGAAGAAACAAUUCAAUCGGAUGCGACAGCUCGCCAACCAAACGGUGGGGAGGGCAGAAAAAACAGAGGUGCUAAGUGAAGAUCUGUUACAGGUGGAGAAACGUCUGGAUCUCGUCAAGCAGGUGACACAUAGCACACACAAGAAGCUAGCUGCUUGCCUGCAGGGUCAGCAGGGGACUGACACGGAGAAGAGAUCUGUCAAGUCACCUUCUAAAAAACUACCACUCACGAUUUUGGCACAAUGCUUGGAGGAAGGUGCUGCCGUGUUGGGAGACGACUCUCUCCUGGGUAAGAUGCUGAAGCUGUGUGGGGACACAGAAGAGAAACUGGCCCAGGAGCUUCUUCAGUUUGAGUUCCAGAUUGAGAGAGAUGUAGUGGAGCCUCUCUAUGUCCUCGCUGAGGUGGACAUUCCCAACAUCCAGAAACAGAGGAAGCACUUAGCUAAACUUGUCCUGGACAUGGACUCAGCACGAACAAGAUAUCAGCAGUCAUCCAAGUCAUCCAGUCAUCCCAGCACUCUGCAGCCUGGCACCAAGUCUGAAUCGCUGAGAGAGGAGAUGGAGGAGGCAGCAAAUCGGAUGGAGAUUUGCAGAGAUCAAUUGUCAGCAGAUAUGUACAAUUUUGUGGCCAAAGAAAUAGACUAUGCAAAUUACUUCCAGACACUGAUAGAAACACAGGCAGAAUAUCACAGGAAGUCACUGGAAAUUCUUCAUAGUGUCCUGCCCCAGAUUAAAGCUCAUCAAGAGGCGUGGGUGGAGAAGCCAUCGUUUGGCAAGUCUCUGGAGGAACACCUGAAUAUUAGUGGGAGAGAGAUUGCCUUUCCCAUAGAAGCCUGCGUCACCAUGCUGUUAGAGUGUGGCAUGCAAGAGGAGGGUCUCUUUAGAGUGGCUCCAUCAGCCUCUAAACUAAAGAAGCUUAAAGCCUCCCUGGACUGUGGAGUUCUGGAUGUGCAGGAGUACUCCUCCGACCCACACGCCAUUGCAGGGGCACUGAAAUCAUACCUCCGUGAGCUCCCCAAGCCGUUAAUGACCACUGAACUUUAUGAUGAAUGGAUUCAGGCCUCCAAUAUUCAAGAUAUGGACAAGAGACUACAAGCUUUAAUGACAGUGUGUGAAAAACUCCCCACAGACAACUUAAAUAAUUUCAGAUAUCUGAUCAAAUUUCUAGCCAAGCUGAGUGAAUAUCAAGAUUCAAAUAAGAUGACUCCUGGUAAUAUGGCUAUUGUCCUUGGACCUAACCUGCUGUGGACUCACACAGAGCCGAACAUGACAGAGAUGAUGACCACUGUGUCCCUACAGAUUGUUGGCAUCAUUGAACCCAUCAUUCAGCAUGCCGACUGGUUCUUCCCUGGAGAGAUUGAAUUCAACUUGACAGGCAGCUAUGGCAGCCCAAUCCACACCAACCACAACUCCAACUAUAGCUCCAUGCCCUCACCAGACAUGGACCAAUGCGAUCGCAAGCAGCAGCAGCACGACCAGAGCCGCCGCCCACUGAGUGUCGCCACUGACAACAUGAUGCUGGAGUUUUACAAGAAAGAUGGCAUUAGGAAGAUACAAAGUAUGGGCGUCCGGGUUAUGGAUACCUCCUGGGUGUCUCGCAAGGGUUCAUCCACAUUGGUACGGAAGACUUCCUCCACCCCUCCAGGCAUGCAAGGGCCUUGUUCUCCUGCAGACACGCUCAUCCCCGAACAACCUGGGGAGCUUGCUACCUCUCCAUCGGCCACACCACCACCUGGAGAAAGGGUUUGCUCAGACAACGUGUCGCCCAAUCGGCCGGACACUUCUCAUGCCCACCCACCCCUUGGGGAGGACCGGCCACCUCCCCCUUACCCCACCUCCUCGUGCCACGCUGCCCCCCACCACUUCUAUCCCAAACCCCCGCCCUGCGCUCGCCCUGUGGCACCAGGUCCCGAGUCCCAGCCCCCUGGCUCACCCCCACCCCCACUGCGCUGGUCAGGCUUCACUCCUCCUGCCCCGCCUCCUUCCUCCUCUUCCUCUUCAUCCUCUUCAUCACUUGACAUCAAUUCAAACCCCAAACCUAGCUGUCUGCACUUCCCCAAGCACAGUCCACCUGGUGACAUGUCGCAUGUCCCCCCUACCGACACAAAUGCUUCACCACUCUACAUCAAAACCCCUUUGGUACUAACCCGCCAUGACCAGGCCCUUGGCAACCCCCCUAGCCUCCCUUCGUCCGUGCCCCCGCCCCCACCGUGGGCUGCCUGUCCAUGUGCCCGAGAGAGAGGACCCCCCAGGCUGACUAGUACAUUAAAGAGUAAAGAGCUUUCCCCUGUAAUUGGACACAAAGCCAUCCAAGUGGCAGUUCCAACAGUGCCCCCCAGCAGCAGCAGCCCUCAGAGCAGCAACCAGUCACCCCACUCCACAGAGCAGAGUCCACACACCUUACGCAAAGGCUCCAAGAAGUUGGCCCCUGUGCCUCCCAAGGUCCCUUACGUCCAGUCUGGAGGGAUGUCUGACCAAUCCACAGGUCAGCCAUCACCAGUCAGCCUUUCCCCAACACCUCCUAGCACCCCUUCCCCUUAUGGAUUGACCUGUCCUCCAGGGCAAGUACCACCAUCCUCCCCUGGGCAGACUCCACUUGGGGCACACCACUCCCUUUCGUCGCCACCCUCCUUGACAGGAACACUCACCAAGUCAAGGCCUGCCCCUAAACCCAGGCAGAGACCCAGUCUACCCCCUCCUCAGCCGCCCACAGUUCCCCCAGGGCUCUCUAGCCCAGCCAUGGCCCCAAUUCCCCAGCCUCUGGAGCAGGGCCUUCUGGAUGGACUGUCUCCUGGAGAGAGCAUGUCUACAGAUAUCUUCAAUUAUGAAAUCCCCUCCAUCAAUGUCAAUCUGGACAGCCUCAUCGAUGAGUUCAGCGGUGCCCCCUGCAGGAGGUCCCUGGCAGUGACAGACUCUCCAGAGGGGGACGCUGUGCCUGAGGAGGAGCCCCAGAGCACCAUUCUAUGACCUAUGACCCUGAGGCAUCAUUUACCAGCACCCCAAUGGCUAAACAUGCUCUUAACUGUUGCAGCCAAGGCCUGAUGGAAACACUAACUGGCUUCACCAAUGCCCACCUGAAACCAGAACAUGAACCCUCCCUCACAUCUGCUGCAGGCUGCAAAGAAACUCGUCUUUUACAACUGCUCGCUAUUACAGUAAUGUGACUAAAAGAAAAACAAAAAAACACCAAAAUGCCAUAGUGGAGGAACAGUUGCCUUUAAGAGGAAAGACUGGAAUAUAGAUAAGUAUUACAUUAAAAGAUUUUUUAUUGAGUUCUUUUUUAUUAUUAUUAUUAUUAUUAUCAUUUGCUUUGCCUAUCUCUGUUGUUUAUGCUUUAGUGUAUAAUUAUAUGUGGUUUUCUUUUUUGCCUUAUUUAAACAUGCAAUCAAAUUGCAAUAUGAUAUUCGCAAGUUGUACAAGUUUUGCUUAGGGGAAACUCAGAGGCCGACAUGGUUAGGAGAAAAACCCAUCCUCAGGUUGAAACAGAGACACAAAAUGAGAGCGUAGUCUGGUUUCAUUGCUCACAGGGUAUUCACGCUUUGUGCACAUUAGAAACAUGCUGAGCCCUUUGAGACAGGCUUUGUAUACAGGAUUAAACAGUUUUAUUCUUAAUGUCACUCCCACCCUCGUCUUUACUUCUCUUCCUCUAUCACAAAGUACAACUCUAGUGCUUUGUCAUUUACCUUUGUAUAGGUAAACUCACUUUAACUCACUUUAUACUGUACCAGCACAGAAUAUGAAGAAUGUGAUUGUAAUUCAAGCUUUUUUACCUUGCAUCUGCUAUUCAGUUUGGAGGAAAGCAACCUGAUGUUUUUUUUUUUUUUUUUGCAUGAUAAGUGAUCAACCUGCUUCAGAUCAAGGGCCUCAGAAUGGCAGUGAUUUACUUUGUGUGAGUGUUAAAGUUAUUUUUCACCUCUGAGCGUAAAGUUAUUCCCCAUGCCUGUUCUGCUGUUACAGCUUGGAUGACUACACUGCCUUUAGGUUUGUGUGAUUCUCUCUCUCUUAACUUUGUUUCAAGUGCUUCAGGUUCAGUGACCUUUGACCCCAAGUGUAAAUACAAAGACUGUAUAUAAAUUGAUGUAUAUAAAGUUGAGAGAAAAAGUAUAUGUAAAAUGCAUAUCUUGAACAUAUAAUAAUAAUAGUAAUAAUAUAUGUGCUGAUAUCUAUUGUGUAGAAAAUGUAAUGAUUAAGAAAAAAGUUUGUUAUUUUUGUCCCUGCACACAAUGAA